Messenger RNA from Menidia menidia (Atlantic silverside), 837 nucleotides. Lineage: Eukaryota; Metazoa; Chordata; Actinopteri; Atheriniformes; Atherinopsidae. The record is from the annotation of a GenBank genome assembly.
AUGCAGGAAAAGGCUCCCCCGCUGCGCCUGGAGCGCGAGGUGGGUCUCGCGGGGGCCGUGGCCCUGAUCGCGGGCACCAUGAUCGGCUCCGGGAUCUUCAUGUCCCCGCAGACCGUGCUCGUGUCCGCGGGCAGCGCGGGCGCGAGCCUGCUGGUGUGGGGCGCGUGCGGGCUGCUGGUGGCGCUGAUCUCGCUGUGUUACGCGGAGCUGGGCACGUGCGUGCGCGCGUCCGGGGGCGAGUACGCGUACAUCCUGCGCACGUGCGGGCCCGUGCCCGCCUUCAUGCUCGUGCUCAGCUCCGCGCUGCUCGUGCGUCCCGCGGGGGUCGCGGGCAUCGCGCUCAGCUUCGCGCAGUACGCGCUCGCGCCCUUCUACCCGGAAUGCGCGCCCCCGACGCCGCUGCUGAAGGGCGUGGCCGCGGCCGCCGUGCUCGCGCUCGCCACCGUCAACUGCAUGGACGUGCGCGUGUCCAUGCGCGUGCAGGUGCUGUUCCUGGUGGCCAAAGUGGCGGCUCUGGCCGUGAUCGUGGUGGGGGGGCUCGCGCUGCUGGCCACCGGGCGCGCGCACAGCUUUGAAGGCUCUUUUGAGGGCACCAACGUGGGCAUCAGCCCGCUGGGCAUCGCCUUCUACCAGGGCCUUUGGGCCUACGACGGCUGGAACAACCUCAACUACGUCACCGAGGAGCUCCGGCGCCCAGAGGUGAACCUGCCCCGGGCGCUGCUCAUCGCCGUCUCCCUGGUAACCGGCCUCUACCUGAUGGUCAACGUCAGCUACCUGAGCGCCAUGACGCCCCGAGAGAUGCUGUCCUCCGGGGCCGUGGCCGUCACCUGGGGGUGA